CUACAUUUAGUUCAACUCUAAUUUAUAUCUAUUUUAUCUUUCAUGUAACGAAUGACGUCUAAAAGUAACGCGUCCUUGAAAUCCUUAAAGCUUUUGACAAUGUGUUUUUUGCCUACGAUAUAAAGUUAAAGUGUCUUUAGAAAACAUAUGAAGGAUGUUCUAAAUCUAUAACAACGAUUAAAUAAAUAGAAUAUGAAACACACCAAAAUAUAAAUCUUUAACCUAUUCGUACAACAACGGCCUUACAUGGUACGAACGUUCGUCUUCACUAACAUAAUGCUAUUACUUGUGAGGUUUCAAUUAGUCGGUGCUCGAGCAGAGUCGACAAACCGCACAUAUAAACCAAACUCAACGACAAAUACAUUGCUUCAACUAAUUUUAUAAAAAAAAUACUUUCCAGUCUUAGUAUUAAUAUAAUUUUAAAUAGUGAAUAAAAUCAUUUAAUGGUAUACAUAUUUAAAAAAAUAAAGUUAUAUGUUAUUAGAAAUUGUAAGAUGUUUAAUCUAUACCAGCAUUUGAAAGCAAAUGCUGAAAGUAGAGGAGACAGGGAGUCGGAGACAACAGGACAUGAUCGAUUCUACCAGGAACGUUCCAGAUCAAGUUAUAGAAAGAAGAAGAAGAGAGUAGCAUGUCGUCGUGCGCAGUCUGCAGCAGAACUGAAUCCUCAGUCUAUAGCAGCUGCGCAGAAAAGGAAUGCAUUCAAAAUGAGAUCUGUCUCUACAGAUCGAGAUGAGAGUGAAGAAGAGAACUCAGAGCGGACGCCGCUGGUCGCGCAGAAGAUUGACUCACUCGCGAAAUUGCUGUUCAACAAGUCGUUGAUCGGUGGCUCCGGCAAGUCUUCUCCAUCUGAACCUACCUCCUCGCCCAAAACAGUUGAGGCAUCGUUUGAGAGUUCAGUUGCACUGGCGAUAUGUUCGGAAUACCUCUCACAGACUUCAAGAUAUGAAUUAAAAUCCCAGCUAGGAGCAAUCGGGUCUCGUCCGUACAAGCACUGGUUCAUAAUAUACGACAAUUCAACUAAAACAGACAGACUACUUUCUUUGGUGCCGCUGACAAGCAAGUGCCCGUUGGAGGGCAGCGAGCGGUGCCGGCAGCUGACAUGCGAGCUGUUCCGAGCACUUCACCACCCUUACGUGCUGCCAGCGCUUGACAUGCGUCUCGCCAGUGGCCAUGCACUCACAAUUACCCCACUCAACCCUCGUGGGACACUAAAGGAUCUCAUUUACAAGAGUCCAUGGAACGAGGAGUACUGCAAGAAAUACAACCAGUUCGGCGUAGGGCUGCCGGCGUGGCAGGUGGCCACCUUCGGCAGACAGAUACUAGAGGGCCUACUCUUCCUCAAGGAUAAAGGCUUCCCUCCAUUCCGACACUUGCAUACCGGGAAUGUCGUCGUACAGAAUGGAGUCGCACGGAUAUCAGGUCUGGAGAACACUUUGAUUGGUGCUUUGCCUCGCUGUCCUCUGCUGGUGGUGGCCGCACCGGAGCUGGCUGAGGUGUUGUCUCUAGGCCACGUGCUCUUCGAGAUGUGCGCCGGACAAGACACUAACAUGGCGCUGCUAGAUGACCUUGCGCCUUUAUACCCUCAUGCGGUGGAGCUGAUAGACCAGAUCUUCGGCGCUCGCACGCCGGCCUUGCACGAGCUGCUGGUCUGCGAGCUAUUCCGCAAGAUCGACCUGCGCGAAAUGAAGGGCUCCUGUCUCCCGAAUUUCAGUCAGCGCUUGUCUCGGUCGUGCUUGAACCUGCUGAGCGAGGUGGCACGGCGGCAAGCGGGGCAGGGGGCCCGCGCACGGUCUGGUCCAGCCUCACCCCUCACUCCUCCACCUCGCAGGCGCCAUUUUCCGGUGGAGCAAGACUUUACCGAAGUGUGGGAGUGGUAAUUACAUUUUAUUUGAUUAAAAAAAAAU
Papilio xuthus (Asian swallowtail) is the source of this 1904-nucleotide messenger RNA. RefSeq names its product Slowpoke binding protein (gene Slob). NCBI's taxonomy places the organism in Eukaryota, Metazoa, Arthropoda, Insecta, Lepidoptera, Papilionidae. The transcript is spliced from 10 exons. The record is from RefSeq and is a predicted model, not a curated record. The coding region runs from base 444 to 1877 and encodes 477 amino acids.